Messenger RNA from Brassica napus (rape), 531 nucleotides. RefSeq lists its product as uncharacterized. Bases 1 to 531 code for a protein of 176 amino acids. The transcript has a single exon. The record is from RefSeq and is a predicted model, not a curated record. NCBI's taxonomy places the organism in Eukaryota, Viridiplantae, Streptophyta, Magnoliopsida, Brassicales, Brassicaceae.
AUGUCGGAUCCUAUGGAUACCUCGAUAGCAGAUCAGUCCUUUGACUGGAAGAAAGCUGUUUGGACGCUCAAAACAUCACCAAAGACAAAGCUCUUUGUAUGGAAGGCACUUCAUGGAGCAAUCCCAGCAGGAGAAGCACUUAGAGCGCGACAGAUAAAUGUUGAUGGGAAGUGUAAGAGAUGCAACCUACCGGAAACUAUAGAUCACUUGUUCUUUCACUGUCCUUUCGCAAAACAGGUUUGGACCUCGGCCCCUGUUUUCCCAAGUAUUGAGUACAAUGGAUCUAUAGUUUUGAGGAACCAAUGGAUCAACCUCAUCUCAAGGAAGAACUUACCGCCAACGGGAGUAGAAGGACAACUCGCGCCCUGGAUCCUUUGGGGAAUUUGGACGGCAAGAAACAAUCUGGUUUUCAACGACAAGCUCACCUCCGCAGCUGAAACGCUUUCAAAAGCCAUCUAUUUGGCCCGGGAAUGGGGAACCUGCCAAACCAUCUCCAGCCCUUUACCGGCUGUUCCCCCAACGUUAGCCUAA